This is a messenger RNA of Cuscuta epithymum, 2359 nucleotides long. The record is from the annotation of a GenBank genome assembly. NCBI's taxonomy places the organism in Eukaryota, Viridiplantae, Streptophyta, Magnoliopsida, Solanales, Convolvulaceae.
CUUUUUCCAUGCCCACCAUGAUUACCCCUUUCUGCUUCUCGUGACUAAAGCUAACCAUCUUCACUCUUUCCCAAACCCCAGUCAGCAGAGUACAACAUUCCUUUCUCUGAUCAUCAUAUCAUGAAUGAAUGUAUACCAAUCCAAUCAUCAGUAGCACAGUUUUCAAUCACCACAGCUACCAAUAUAUAAUGAAAUUUGAUUCCAUGCUGAUCCGUAUCUUCUGCACAUUAUUCAGUAUCUCCUGCGCGGUCGCCGCCGUCUCCGGCGACGAUGGAUCCUUGCAGCUCAACGACGACGUUCUAGGCCUCAUCGUCUUCAAAUCCGGCCUCCAUGACCGGUCAUUGCACCUUGCUGGGUGGACCGAAGACGACAACACUCCCUGUGGUUGGAAGUUCGUCCAAUGCAAUUCUGCGAACGGCCGAGUAUACCGGCUCUCGCUCGACGGGUUGGGCCUGUCGGGGAAGAUCGGCCGGGGGCUGGAGAAAUUACAGUACCUCGAAGUUUUAUCAUUGUCCGGCAACAACUUGAGCGGCGGCAUUCCUCCGCAGCUGGGCCUUUUGCCCCAUCUGAAAACGCUUAACCUAAGCAGAAACAGUCUCUCUGAGAGUAUACCUCUGGCUUUGAGUACAAAAACUACCUCUAUCCGAUUCCUGGAUCUUUCUCGGAAUAGACUGUCCGGACCUGUGUAUGAUAACAUGUUAGAAAAUUGGAGUUUACUCCGGUAUUUGUCUCUGGCUGAGAAUCAUCUCGAAGGCCCAGUGCCAAGCACACUGUCUAAAUGCACACUUCUGAACCAUCUCAACCUGUCAAAUAACCAUUUUUCAGGACAACUCAAUAUGAGGUUUUCUGGUCUGGGUUGGAGAGGGCUGGAAAGGCUAAGGAGUUUGGACCUUUCGAACAAUGAGUUUUUUGGGCAACUCCCGCCAUUGCCACACAAUCUGAAGGAGCUGUUUCUACAGGGAAAUAAACUGUCCGGUGAAAUUCCAAUUGAUUUGUUAUUAGGAUUUUAUUGCCCACAUCUCAUCAGGCUUGAUUUGAGUGGGAACCUCUUCACAGGUACACUCCCAUCUCUUCAAAGGCUUAAUAACUCACUCUCGUUUCUAAGCCUGUCGAAUAACCUCCUUGAUGGGGAUUUUCCUGAAUGGAUUGGGAAAAUGUCUAGCUUGGAAUAUCUUGAUCUUUCGAGGAAUGGAUUUAGAGGAUCAAUCCCAGAUUCAAUCGGAGGGUUGAAUAUGUUGAAACAUUUAAGCCUUAAUGAUAACAAGUUAACUGGUGAGAUUCCAAAGUCACUAGUUUCUUGCAAUGCUUUGACUGUGCUUCGGCUAAGAGGGAAUAAGCUGACAGGUCCUAUACCAGAGGGGCUCUUUGGGGUAGGACUGGUAUUGUUAGAUUUAUCAGGAAACAGUCUCAACGGUUCGAUCCCACCUGGUUCCGGGAAGCUUAUUGAGUCUCUCCAAGUGAUGGACCUAUCAGUGAACAAUCUCACUGGAAAUAUUCCCCCAGAAAUGGGACUCUUAUCCAGCCUCAGAUAUUUGAAUCUUUCCUGGAAUGAUUUUCACUCGAGAUUGAUACCUGAAGUAGGGUACUCCCAGAACCUGAUCGUGCUUGAUCUUCGAAACAGUGCGUUAACAGGAUCCAUCCCGAGUGAUGUUUGUGAGUCGGGGAGCCUCAAGAUUCUUCAGCUUGAUGGGAAUUCAUUGACUGGCAGUAUUCCUGACGAGAUUGGAAAUUGCUCCUCUCUUUACUUGCUGAGCUUGUCACACAACAAUAUAAGUGGAACCAUACCGAGGUCCCUUUCAAUGCUGUCCAAACUCAUGAUUCUGAAGCUCGAAGUUAACCAACUCAGCGGAGAAAUACCAAUGCAGCUGGGGAAACUGAAAAACCUUCUAGCUGUCAAUGUAUCCCACAACAGGCUCAUUGGACAGCUUCCGUCUGGGAGUAUAUUCCAGAAUUUAGACUCAAGUGCAAUAGAGGAUAAUCUUGGGAUUUGUUCACGCUUAUUGAAAGGACCGUGUAAGACACACGCAGAAAAGCCAUUGGUGAUCAAUCCGUUUGAAUAUGCAAAUCAGACGGAUCAUGAUGAUGUUUAUUAUGAUGGUCAGGGGCAUGGAGACAAGCCUUUGGGGUCACCAGGGCCACAUAAAUUCCUUAGUGUUUCAGCCAUUUUAGCCAUCUCAGCGGCAGCGAUCAUCGCGGUAGGUGUGAUGGUUGUGACCGUAGCAAACGCCACAGUUAAGAGAAGGAUUUCUUUAGCUGAGAACGGAAUGGAAAGCAUGUGCUCGGAUUCUUCAAGGUCCCACCACAGCAUGGCCACCGGACAGCUGAUACUAUUCGGCUCGAAAUCGUCCCCUCAUCAAAU